Molecule: messenger RNA, 676 nt
Organism: Bradysia coprophila
Lineage: Eukaryota; Metazoa; Arthropoda; Insecta; Diptera; Sciaridae
Source: RefSeq, a predicted model, not a curated record
AUUUCCCGAUUAGUUAUAACAUAUUUCUGCAACAGGUGAAAGUUUUAUUAGUCUCAAGAAGUCGUGGGGGUGACAAGUUGUUCGAAGUAAUUUCUGAUGUUUAGAGCGGAUUUGACCUUAGACCCACAAUAUACCUUCAAAAUGGCACUCAGUACAUUACUCAACCACACAAACAUCAUCUCAACCAUAUCUGGCGGAAUAUUCGCCGGUGCUGCUGCAUACAUAUCGUUUUCUGAAGUGCCUGCACUGAACAAGUCCGGUCCCAACGAAUUAUGGCGAUUCUUUCCGUAUAUGUACAGCAAUGCUGCAAAAAUGCAAGCGUCUCUAGCUGUUAUCAGUGGAACCACUGGCAUCAUUUAUUCGUUACGAAUGGCUGAUCCUUCAGCCGGUCAAGUCUGGUUAGGUGCAGCAUUGUGUUUUGUCGGUAUCGUGCCUUACACAAUAUUUUUGAUGAUGCCGACGAAUAAGCGAAUUAUCGAAUCGAACAAAACGUUGGAAGAUGAAGCAGAAAAGACGGCAUUGCUGACCAAAUGGUCUAAAUUGCAUCUUGUACGCACUGUUGCGUCAGUAGCCGGUUUCAGUACAAUGGUUUAUGCGUUGGUAAAGUAUUCUUGAUUUAUUUCUAUAUGUAAGACGAUAUGAUCGUUCAGAAUAAAAGUUUUUACGGUGAUUGGAA